Molecule: messenger RNA, 2959 nt
Organism: Stylophora pistillata
Lineage: Eukaryota; Metazoa; Cnidaria; Anthozoa; Scleractinia; Pocilloporidae
Source: RefSeq, a predicted model, not a curated record
ACUAAUAAUAGAUUGACUGAGCAAUUCCCAAUUACAACUGACUAGUUAUAUAAAUUUAUAAGUAAAAGGACUACCUGUUGUCCAAUUUUGGAAAUAAUUGGAUGAAAAAGAUGCCUCUGACAGCAAAGUUGGACUGGGCCUACAGCCAAUUUUGGCUGUCCUCAGAAUUCUUUUCAUCCAAUUAUUUCCAGAUUGGACAGCAUUUAGUUCUAUUAUACAUACUUAUGAGGUAAUAUUAACCUAAUUUUUCUACAUUGUACAUGUUUGAAAAUUUGCUUUUUAAUGUAGCAUACAGUUUGUAGUAUUGUUAUAGUGAUACAUUGAUCGUUAUCCACAAAUUUUAUGUUUAACUCAAUGCUUCACUUCACUCAUUUUUGUAUCUUUAAGUGCCAACUUAGGCUGUUCAUCUUCUUUUGCUCCAGAUCCUUUGAUAAAGUUGCCAUUGGUUGACCCAAGUGCAAGAGAACAUGAAGGAGCAAUUCCAAAAACUAAACAUUGGCAGCCUGAUCUACAAAGCACUGUUAAGCCUGAUGUUAAGGAGAAAAUGUGGAUGGGUACUUUUGGUAGUCAGUCUCAUUUAAAUCUACCUUCCAUACCAUGGAGAGAGUUUAGUGAUGAAUGUGCUCAAUCUAGUCUCCACCCUCCAGAGUCAAGUGAAAGGGCUGUGGGGAAUGCUGAUGGCUGUCAAAGAGGAAAUGAAAGUCAAGAUACUGGGUUCUUCUCAGGAGAAGGCAACUCUUACACCCAGAUGUCAUCAUUAUCUACUAAUCCAGAGCACAUUGGAAAAACUGAACAUCACAGUCAGGUGCUAAAAAGUGUCUCAGCUAGACCAACUACUCCUGAAGGAGCAACAACUGAUAGAAACUCCCCUUCACUAGCAACAGGAUGUCACUACAACAGGCCAAUAAACCUGAAUGACCCAGUAGAAGUGGAUUUUGUCCCAGAGAAUGAAACUGGCAGGCCUGUGGAACAUUAUGACGCAAGGGAAAAUAAUGGUCUUUGUGAAGAGGUACUGCAGGAAUUAGAAUCCUCAACGAAAGAUAACCUGUUUUUAACAAGGAAACUAAGAGAAAUGGAGUCAGUUUGUAAUACUCUCCGAGAAAAUCUGUUCCAGUGUAGGCAAACUUUUAGGGAAUCCAGGCCGCCUUGUGCCUAUUUACAAGCUGAAAAUGAUCGUUUGCAGGUGGAAAAUGAAGAGUUGAGGAGACGUUUGAAAGAACAGGAGCUGUUAAAUAGGAUACUCGAGGAGAGUCGCCUGAUGCGGUUAUCGCUGGCCAUACGGUCGAGGUUGGAAACAAGGAGAGCAGAUGAUGUUGCUUCUGAAGGAAGCAGUGCAGCUGUAGAGGAGGACAACGCGUCUGAUAAUAGCAUUGAGGAGGUUGAACUAGAUGUUGAUGAGCAGCCAGGACCAUUUCCCCAAGAGUCAGACUCGGAAGAUUCCGAUAAUGACGAGUUCUAUGAGGCACGCGAUGACUUGUUCCUGUGAAUGCAACGUGGAAUACCAUCUUUGCUCCGGACAAGUUUAUUGGCUGAGGAAAUUAGUUAAUAUACACGUCGGUUUUCACUUGUGUUAAAAACUAGACGCAUACCUGCAGGUGCUCAAAAUGGCACCUCUAAGCGCAGUCUACAUCCAGUUUUCAUGCACAUUUCACGUGGAAUUUAUCCCAACCAGUUUUUUUUUUUAAGCCUACUUGUAAAAAAAGUAACCAUAUUUGUGCUCUAGAGCCUCGACAAAGAUUUUUACCUAAGGCCUUCUAUGGAGUGCUUGAGUAACACGUGCCAUUAGUUUUUGUUAAUAUGUAUUUGAUACUUUGUCCGAUAACUGCAUCAAGGUUUUGUGAUUUCUUGUACAUAUUCGUAGAUUAAUGGAUUGUAUGUGGACAUUUUUAAUAAUGGAUGAUUAUCCCAAAAAUUGAAAAAAAAUAGCGUCCAGAUUCAUGGAGAAAAGCAAAGAUUACUUUUUUCUUAUUUGGAGCAUCAAUUUUGAAUUGCAAUUUGGCGAUUUCAUAGAUGAAUUGAAAUGCACAAAAAUGCCAUCUAUGACGUUGCGGCUUUUAAAUCUUCAUCCCAAGGAGGCAAGCCAACCAUAUCGACUAUAAUAUAUACAUAAGUAUGAACAUAUAUCGAUUUUAGGUAACAUAUAUAUAUAUAAACAUUAUACCUAGUGAGAUUUUAGAGACAAAUACAGCAGACGUGAAAUAGUUCUUUGAUAUAUCAUGUAUGGUAGAAAGUAAAUAAAUGGGUAUUUGUAGAUGUAUUUAUGAUGGACAGUCGAGGGACAUUUAGCCAAUAGCCGUUUUAAGAAUAAUUUGAUAGUAACAUGUUGACUUAAGUACUGAUUUUAUGUUAACGGUUAAAGUUUACAAUAUCACUACAAUUAACGGUAAAAGUUUAUAAUAUCACUACAACUAUUUUUCUCGAAAUUUAGUGUCUUAAGCAGUCGACUGUAUAUUUUUUUACCCAUUUGGCACUAUUUCAAGUAUGAAGCAAUUGAUAAAUUAAGGUGUCGAAAGUUGAGAUAUUUAAAAUAAAGAUAGGCUUAAAUAAGAUGUUUUUAAAACUGUUACACGUCCCUGGAUAUUUGUAGAUGUAUUUAUGAUGGACAUUCGAGGGACAUUAAGCUAAUAGUGGUUUUAAGAAUAAUUUGAUAGUAACAUGAUGUUUACUUAUUGAGAGAGCGCAAAUUCUACGUAAACGGUAAAAGUGUCCAAUAUCGCUACAACUAUUUUUCUCGAAAUUUAGUGUCUUAAGCAGUCGACUGUAUAUUUUUUACCCAUUUCGCACUAUUUCCAGCGUGAAACAAUAAAGUGUCGAGAGUUGAGAUAUUUAAAGGAAAGAGGCUGAAAUAAGAUCUUUUUAAAAUGGUUACACGUCCCUGCUGGACCCUAAACUGAGCUUUAGUUGUUGUUGUUGGUUUUUUUUCUUGUUUAAAACAAAUUAAAAUGAUAUCUGUACACCG